GGAGUAGGUCAUAUGAAUAUAUGAAAAGAGAACCAUAACCAUGUUAUUUUGACUUAACAAAAUAAGGUUAUGAUUCGGAUUUUACAAAAUUGUCUCUUAAAACACAAUCCAUUAGAAUCAUUGAAGUCAAUGAGUACAACAUUGGAGAUCAAAAAGCCGCGUUAUAAUGGCAAAACAAAAAAGAGAAGAUGGGAAGAAAGAAGAUCUGACAAAGGAGAAGGUCUUUAUUCUGAAAAAAAGACAAAAACCGAUGAGCCCUUUGUGAGAAUCAAAAGAAGGAAGUAUGCUAUGUUGCUAGGAUAUUCUGGAGCUGACUAUUUUGGAAUGCAAAGAAAUCCAUUUUCUAAAACAAUAGAGGAGGAUCUAUGUAAAGCACUACUUAAAGCUGAAUUGAUAACAGAUGAAGCGUAUAAUCAAAUGCAAACUAUUCAAUUUCAGAGGGCUGCUAGAACAGACAAGGGUGUUUCAGCUGCAAGACAAGUAGUAUCUCUAAAACUGCCUGAAACAGUAGAUUUGGAUAAGGUUAAUAGUUUUUUGCCAGAAACUAUACGUGUAUUUGCAGCUAAAAGGGUUACAAAGGGUUUCAAUAGUAAAGCACAGUGCAGUGCCAGAACAUAUAUGUAUAUGCUGCCUAGUGUUGCAUUAAGCAAUUCUACAAUUCCAUUAAAUCAAGAAGGGUACCACCUAAGUGAUGAAAGACAUAGUGCAGUUAAUGCAUUACUUAAACAAUUUGAAGGAACUCAUAAUUAUCACAGCUACACAAAUAAAAAGAAAGCAAAUGAUCCUAGUGCAAAGAGAUAUAUCAUGUCAUUUUAUUGUGAAAAGCCCUUCACUAGAGAGGGAAUGGAAUUUGUAGUACUGAAAGUAAAAGGGCAAAGUUUUAUGCUUCAUCAAAUUCGAAAAAUGGUUGGAAUAACAGUAGCUGUAUUGAGGGGCUAUGUAACACAGGAAAUAUUAGACAAGUCAUUUACCAUUGAAAAAGUUAAUAUUCCAAGAGCACCAGGUUUAGGUUUAGUACUCGAAGAAGUGCACUAUGAUCGAUAUAAUUCUAGGUAUGGAACAGAUGGCAUUCAUGAAACAUUGGAUUGGAAGGAAUGUGAAAAUGAAAUAAAUGAAUUUAAAGAAAAGUACAUUUUCCCCAUUAUAAUUAAUACUGAAGUAAAAGAGCACUCUUUUGUUAAUUGGAUGGAAGGCAGACUAAUGAAUCAUGAUUUUAACAAAGUAGAAGAAGAAAAUUCUUUAAAACCAGAAGAUAAUGCAGAAGAUGAAGAAGAACAAAGUAGUGAUGAUGAGUGUGAAAAUGUUGCUGAACAAAAUGACAAAGAGCAAGAGGAAAAAAUUAAGGAAGAAAAUAUUUCACAGUGUCAUAGUGAUAAAUAUGAAGCUAAAAUAUAAUGACAAUUUCUUUUUUUAUUCAAUAAAUGAAUUUGGAUUUUA
Molecule: messenger RNA, 1437 nt
Organism: Agrilus planipennis (emerald ash borer)
Lineage: Eukaryota; Metazoa; Arthropoda; Insecta; Coleoptera; Buprestidae
Gene: Pus1
Product: tRNA pseudouridine synthase A
Exons: 5
Coding region: 70-1395 (441 amino acids)
Biological process (GO): tRNA pseudouridine synthesis; mRNA pseudouridine synthesis
Cellular component (GO): nucleus
Molecular function (GO): pseudouridine synthase activity; RNA binding
Source: RefSeq, a predicted model, not a curated record